Strongyloides ratti is the source of this 618-nucleotide messenger RNA. RefSeq names its product Noggin family and Interleukin-17 family-containing protein. Gene Ontology annotation, cellular component: extracellular region. The coding region runs from base 1 to 618 and encodes 205 amino acids. The record is from RefSeq and is a predicted model, not a curated record. Gene Ontology annotation, molecular function: cytokine activity. NCBI's taxonomy places the organism in Eukaryota, Metazoa, Nematoda, Chromadorea, Rhabditida, Strongyloididae. The transcript has 2 exons.
AUGAAUUAUCUUUAUUUUCUAACAUUAUAUAUUAUUACAUUUUUUUCAAUACAAAUUUUUGUUAAUGGAAAAGUUAUUAAUAAAAAAAUUGAUAGAAAAAAUAGUCAUAUUGACAUUAAUCCUUAUUGUACGGGAACCAAUAGAAGUUUAAAAGAUAUUUUAUUAGAAUGGUUCUUAGAAAGUAAUACAAUUAAAGAUAAAGAUGAAUCAAUUAUGGAAAUAUCAGAUGAUUAUAGAAAUUUUUAUGUUGUACCUGAACCAAAAAUUUGUUCACAAUCACUUGAAAAUAAAAUUGAUAGUAGUAUGAAAGAAAGAAGUCUUUGUCCAUAUGAAUAUAGAAUAAAUUUUGAUAUUGAUAGAGAACCAAAAUAUAUUAAAGAAACUGUAUGUUUAUGUAAAAAAAGUAGAAGUCAUCCAGAAAGUUCUUGUUAUCCAAUAAAACGUGAAAUGCCAAUUUUAAAAAAAGUUUUAUGUGAUGUUACUGGUGAAAGAUAUGAAUAUGUUAAAGCAGUUCAGUCAAUUACAGUUGGUUGUCAUAGCGCACUUCCUAGAUUACAACGUGUACCACAACUUCGUAAAAUUCUAAAACAUAAAAAAGAAAGAACAAUUGAAAUUUAA